Molecule: messenger RNA, 818 nt
Organism: Phytophthora sojae
Lineage: Eukaryota; Oomycota; Peronosporomycetes; Peronosporales; Peronosporaceae
Exons: 2
Coding region: 1-588 (195 amino acids)
Source: RefSeq, a predicted model, not a curated record
AUGUCACUGGAACCCCUCCCAGUAUUCGCGGCGCGCGCCACCGACGACCUAGAGCCCAUGGACCCGGAGCUCCUGAGCUUGAUCGCUGCCGACGACGCCGAAUCCAAUGUCUCGAUGGACGUCAAGAGCGAGCCCAUCGUCGACGACUUCACGCCGUUGAACCCGACCUCCACCCCGACGGCGGUGGACACGUUCAACCCGGGCUUCUCCAAGCUCGAGGUGGAGGACCUCAUGAACCUCCUCGCACCGGAGCCCCUCCCCAUUCCGAGGAUGGUUCGCAGCUACUCGGAGCCCAUCAAGAAGGUCACCAAGCGCACCAAGAAGUGCACCUACGCAGCUCGCAGGAGAGAGGUGGCGUUCCUCCGUCAGGAGUCGAUGGUGUUGGAGCAGCGUCUAAUGGACCUGCGCUGGAACCGCGCUGCGUCGACGCAAAGUCGCGUCCACGUGGCCCGUGAGAGCUUUGAGCUUGCCAAGGCUCAGCAAGAGAACAAGCGUCUUCGAGCUCUGGUCUCGAGCCAGGAGGCCAAGAUCCGCCAGGCGGAUGCCUACAUGGUCCGCUCCAACUAUAACCCGCUGCUGUCCCCGUAAGGUUGGGGAUAAAGCAGAGCGAACACCACCCGAGCAAAGGUGGCGUGUAUGCAUCAGCGGGACGAUCCGUGCUGCGUUUCGACCUAUUUUGUCGCCAGGUCGUAGCCACUCACCCGAGCGAAGGUUGGGUGUCAGCAUUUGGCAAGUUGAUCGUACAGAAGCUGCUGUUGAAUGUCAUAGUCUGUCGAGUGUCGUUCCUAAAUGUUUAUAAGACUGCAACUAUCACAUCA